AUGCCGUCUCCUAAAAGCAAGCCCCCGGGUCGCAGUGGGGCCAGUCCGGUGGUCACAGGCUCUGACCGCUUUGACUUCGCGUCUAUGAACAAGUCCCUGCUGCAGCGGCAGGGCUCGGACCCCACCACAGCCAGACUCAGAGCAUCCGAGAGCCCUACACGACGCAGGGGUUCCAGCUCCUCCACCGGCUCCGCCAGCGGACAGGGGCCCGAGGAGGAUGGCAUCCGGGUGAACCCAUCCUUCCUGCGGGUAGCGCUCAGCUCCCUUCUCGCCAUCGACCUGUGGAUGUCCAAGCGGCUAGGGGUGUGCUCCUGUGAAGACUCGUCCUGGGGCAGCGUUCGGCCCCUGAUGAAGCUGAUAGAGAUAUCCGGACAUGGCAUCCCUUGGCUGGCGGGGACCGCGUACUGCAUGUAUAAAAGCGACAGUGCAGCAGGACAAGAAGUCAUCCUCAACCUGUUCAUGGGUUUGCUCUUGGACCUGGUUUUGGUGGCUAUUGUGAAGGCUGUUGUGCGGCGGCGGCGCCCAUCUCAUAAUCGAAUGGAUAUGUUUGCGACAUUUUCCGUCGACCGGUAUUCCUUUCCCUCAGGCCACGCCACUCGGGCUGCGAUGUGUGGCCGCUUCCUGUUGGCCCACCUGGUGUUGGCUGCUCCUUUGAGGGUCCUGGUUCAGCUCUGGGUCGGGAUCGUGGGUCUAAGCAGAGUGAUGCUGGGAAGACACAAUGUUACUGAUGUGAUGUUCGGCUUCUGGAUGGGAUACUGCCAAUACAACCUGAUCGAGAUGUUGUGGAUCUCACCACAGACACUGCAAGGGCUGCUGGGCUUUGUGUUUUGA
This is a messenger RNA of Knipowitschia caucasica, 831 nucleotides long. Lineage: Eukaryota; Metazoa; Chordata; Actinopteri; Gobiiformes; Gobiidae. The record is from the annotation of a GenBank genome assembly.